AGAAGCGCCAGCAGAUCGGAGUGCAGCGCGAGGCGGUCAAACCGCUGUCUGUCAUAACCCGAGAGUGUGACUGAGGGAAGAGAAGGAGACGGAGGGUGGAGUGAGCGGCCCUGGUGAACAGAUAUACCGACCUGACAGCACGGAGGGAGAAGAAGAGUAAGAGGAAGAAGAGUAUAAACCCCGAAAGAAGAAGAAGACGGUGGGAGACUGACAGGCGUCACAGAGAGUCUAGCCAAAGCAGUCGACAUGAGCGGUCAGUUUGAGGAAGAUAUCCACGACCGGGGCGAGAGGAAGAGCAGCAAAUCCCCGACACUGCUCUCCUCUUACUGCAUAGACAGCAUUUUAGGCCGCCGAAGUCCCUGUAAGGUCAGACUGAUAGGGGCUCAAAGUUUAACGGGUCUGCCCAGCAGAGGGGAGCUUGACAAGACGGUGGAUGGGCCAACAAAAGAGUCCAUUUCUCUCAGUGCUGACAUGCACCUGCCUCCCAAGCUCCGUCGGCUGUACGGACCCGGGGGGAAGUAUCUUCAGGAACAUGCGGAGAAACUGGACAGGGGGAGACUCCUCCUGGAGCAAGCCAGCGACGGCCUGAAAAUAAGCCAGGCGCCACAGGUGAGCAUUAGCCGCAGCAAGUCCUACCGGGAAAACGCUUCGCUAAGCCGGGGAGAGGGCGAUCAGAGUCCCGAGGAUGCCUCGGAAGACGGCAGUCUCGGACUGGUAGAGCUUGGCCCGCUGAAGUUUGAGGAGGACGCGGGGAAGGAGGAGGAAAACUGCGUUGGAGACGCCGUCGCGCUAUCCCCGAAGGACGAGGAGAGGGAAAGCUUGAACGCCGGGGAUGGGGACGUGAGGGACGGGGAGGACAGCGUGUGUCUGUCGGCGGGCAGUGAUUCGGAGGAAGGGAUGCUGAAACGGAAGCAAAGAAGAUACAGGACUACCUUCACCAGUUACCAGCUGGAGGAGCUGGAGAGGGCUUUCCAGAAGACACACUACCCCGACGUGUUCACCAGAGAGGAGCUUGCAAUGCGUCUGGAUCUCACCGAGGCCCGCGUUCAAGUGUGGUUUCAGAACCGCAGGGCCAAAUGGAGGAAGCGUGAGAAGGCCGGGGUGCAGGCACACCCAUCAGGCCUGCCAUUUCCAGGCCCACUUGCAGCUGGCCACCCUCUUAGCCACUACCUGGAAGGAGGACCCUUCCCUCCUCAUCCGCACCCUGCCUUGGAGUCUGCCUGGACGGCUGCAGCAGCAGCAGCCGCAGCCUUCCCUGGCCUGGCACCACCACCUCAUAACGGCUCUGCCCCACCUUUGGCUACCCCACUGGGGCUGGGAACUUUCCUGGGAACAGCUGCCAUGUUCCGCCACCCUGCUUUCAUUGGACCCACUUUUGGCAGGCUCUUCUCCAGUAUGGGUCCAUUGACCAGUGCUUCCACCGCUGCAGCUCUCCUUCGUCAGCCUGCAACCCCCGUAGAGAACCCCUCCCAUCCAAGCUCUGUCCUCCCUGACCCUUCCUCUUCUUCCUCCUCCUCAUCCUCUUCAGCAGCAGCAGACCGCAGGGCCUCCAGCAUCGCUGCACUGCGCCUCAAGGCGAAGGAACACUCGGCUCAGCUCACCCAGCUUAACAUCCUGCCUGCUGGAGCUGCAGGGAAGGAGGUGUGCUGAACACUCAACACCCGUUCUAGGCCUCCGUGUCCCGGGCUUACGUCCCAUUCCAUGACACCCCAAUCCCAUAAAAAAAAAACAAACAAAAAAAAAAAAAGACCCACUCAUACCUCUGGAGGCUGAUGUCCUGAUGUAACCCCUGCCUCCAACCAUCCCUGUUACCUCAUAUUUCCCCCAACAAAAUAGCACGACCAAAUUCAAAAGAGCACUGUUAAAAAAAAGUGUGUGUUUGUGUGUGUCUGAUGGAUCUUUUUUUUUUUUUUAAACACAGAAAGAAUACAAAUUUAAUAUUUUACAAGCUUUCAUCUAAAUUAUAACCAGAAAUGUUUGAGAAGCAAUAAUAAUAAUAAUAAUAAACAUUUUUAAUUUCUUACAUAUAGAUUUACAACUAAUCAAAACAGUUAAAUAUAGACCCCCUCCCAUAUGCAGAUUAUAUGCAGAGUACAAUACAGAGUUCACACAUCACCAGCAGAGAUAUAUUACAGCGUAUUAACUCAGACAUAAAGAUGUACUUUGAGUACUUAAUUUUUCAUGUUUUUCUUAGUAAUUGGUGUUUGAAAUGUUAAAUACAAACAUUAAUGAUCCUCAUCCAAAGCAAACGUGUAAAGUCUUUUUUUUAAAGAAAUUACACAACAGCUAUAACAUAUGGGUAUUAAAUAAUAAUUUCAUGUUUAUAAUUUUUGUGACAGUUUUUUCAUCAUUUUACUCCUUUACUGUCUUUCACACACACAAACACACACACACAGUUAGAGGUGAAGGCCUGCAGGGGGAACCCACUUUUUUUUUCCCUUAGUUCUUUCUACUUCAAAUGUGGACAACACAAGUGCUCGACGUAAACACUGUUUAAUCUGUGUGCAUUGAUAUGGGCUGAACCGGUCUGCAUCUCUAACAAAGACAAGUUGGAGGAGCCCCCCCCACCACCCUCACCCCCACCAAGACCCCCCACCCCCUGAACCAAAGGAAAACUGUCCAUAGACCUUCCAUAGCCUUCUCUACAAGCCUCUCCACUGCUUAUCUGUCCAUCAGUCAGACUCAGAAACAUUACUUUAUAUCAUUUAAAUUUACAUUAAAGUUAAUUUUCAUUCUCUUCUUCUGCAAAAUGAUUAUCACAGCAGUAGCAUUUCUGAGUCUGACUUCAGGACAAGCAAGCCUGACAUGCGAGGAUGUGUGUAUAGUGACUUGACUGUGAAAGAAAACUGUACAUAUUGUUUAAAACAAGAAAAGAAAAAAAGAGGCAAAAAUAAGUGAAAAAGGAUGAUUAUCAAAACAAGGUUGUGUAUAUUUCAAGAGACCAUGUUUUGAUAAAUUUGCACUCAGUGUAGUGUUUAAUGACCCUGUGUAGAAUUCCACUUGUGUUUAUGAAUGAUUAGCUUUUUAGAUAAUUAUUUAUGUCAAAGGUUUUUCCCCCUGAGGAAAUGAGUGAAGGACAGUUUUUUUCAUAUUAAGUGAUUGUAAGUUUCCUGGUUUAAUAAUGCUAAUUUGAAUAAAUUACAUUGAUGAAAUGAGUUAUUGUUUCAGAUUCCUUUAGGACUCACAUCCUGUGAACCAGGAAAAAAAUAAACAAUGAGAAAUAAAAUA
Messenger RNA from Melanotaenia boesemani (Boeseman's rainbowfish), 3228 nucleotides. RefSeq names its product aristaless related homeobox a (gene arxa). Bases 247 to 1650 code for a protein of 467 amino acids. Lineage: Eukaryota; Metazoa; Chordata; Actinopteri; Atheriniformes; Melanotaeniidae. Gene Ontology annotation, molecular function: DNA-binding transcription factor activity, RNA polymerase II-specific; RNA polymerase II transcription regulatory region sequence-specific DNA binding. The record is from RefSeq and is a predicted model, not a curated record. The transcript has 5 exons. Gene Ontology annotation, biological process: regulation of transcription by RNA polymerase II.